CUUGAAACCAGACAACAUGUUGCUCUCUAAUGAGGGCCACAUUAAGCUGACAGAUUUUGGAUUGUCCAAAGUUACUCUGAACAGAGAACUCAACAUGAUGGAUAUCCUCACAACACCAUCCAUGUCAAAACCAAAACAAGACUAUUCACGCACACCUGGACAAGUGUUGUCUCUCAUCAGUUCUUUUGGUUUUUAUACUCCAGUUGAUGGGAAAAUGCACACACCUAGUCCAAGUCCUAUUUGUGCAAAUAUGUCUCAAUUUUCUCAAGGAUUUGUUUCCCCCUUAUCUGUAAGUCAAAAAGACUACCCAUCUGCACCUAAUAAACUCCUGAGAGCAUGCUUCGAUUCUUCAGCUGUAACACCUGCAAUACCUGUGAGGAGCCUGACACCAACUCUGCUUCAAUCUAGAAAAAGGUAUGGGACUUCCAGUGCCAGUAGCCAUUCCCGCACCCAAUUGUCCAGCAUGGAAUCAGAGUGCUGCAGCAGCCCCCGGUGGGAAAGAGACGUUCAGGAAGCAGAAGACAUCCUCUGCUCUGCCUCAGGCAAAGUAGUUUCUUCAGAAACACCAGAGAAUACAGAUUUACGGCUUUUCAAUGGCACUAAAGGCUUGAAGCGAAAGGCUCUGGAGUCUGCCAUCUCUCCUAUUAGCAGCAGUGAGUCUACCGAAUCCUUUAAUCUAUCUGAAAUAUCUGUAAGAACUUGUGAUAUGAAAGACUUGGUCCGAAAAUGUCUUUCAGAAUAUAAAGAAUGGGAAGAAAAGCUCUGUACAGCAAAGGCUGCCCAGGCAGAGGAGGAAGCAGCAAAAUCCUUAAAUUGCCACCUGUCUCCUUUGAGCUCGGGAAAUAUUUCAAAAGACAGGAAAGAGGAGGCGAUGGUGGAGAUGCCAGGUGUCAAAAGAUGCUUUGGGCUGGUUGACACCAGCCCUUCUCAAGAACUUAUCUUUGUUAAAAAAAAGAAUGCGGAUUACAAACGUGGCUGUAAAAUCACAGAUAUUCCUGAAAAACAAAGCACAGGCUUAACAUCUGAACUCCAUUGCCUAAAACUUGAUGGGUGCUUGCAAGAGACCUGCACAAAUGAUGGUCAAGCAAAAGAGUGCUCUUGGACACAACAAAAUAGAAGCAACAAAACAGCCACUCCUUUAAUAGCAAAGAAUCUUAUGGAUUAUCUAGAUGCAGAUUGUGAAAAAGAUGGGAAAAGGGAACCCACUAAUUCCAGCUUCUUAUGCACUGAUGAUGAGAAGCCUUUGGCAAGCAUAAGCGUGGACUCAGAUCUCUCUGCAGCAGAAAAUCAUUUAGACAGGAGCAUUAAAGAUGUUACCUUUGAGGAGCUAAAAACAGACUCUGUGCCUGCAACAUCACCAUGUUGUCUAGACACCUUGUCAAGAGGGGACGAGAAACUUUCUAGCCAAGAGACCAAGCUACGGCAGCAUGAUCAGGAUAAGAGUACGCAAAGUGUAACUGAAACACCCACUCAUCUUCACUCUUCUUCAGCAGUGGACUCACAGAAAGCACUAAACCUCUUCAAGAAAAAUGUGGUUGCCUUUCGGAGUUAUAACAGUGCAAUCAAUAUGUCUAAAAUGUCUGAACCAUCAAGAAGCCUGAUUUCUGUAGAAGGAAUGGAUAUCUCUGUUUGCAGUGGCUCUUAUCCUAUGACCAUUACACCCGCACAAAAGGGGACAUCCUAUAGAGUAUAUCAGACUCCUCAGGGAAAUGCUGAUACACCCUACAGAACGCCCAAGAGUGUCCGAAGAGGAGCUGCUCCUGUAGAUGGAGAACGCAUCUUAGGGACUCCUGACUACUUGGCACCGGAGCUGCUCUUAGCAAAGGCUCAUGGUCAUGCUGUUGACUGGUGGGCACUUGGAGUUUGUCUGUUUGAGUUUUUAACUGGAAUUCCACCAUUCAAUGAUGAAACACCACAACAAGUAUUUCAGAAUAUUUUGAAAAGAGAUAUUCCAUGGCCCGAAGGUGAAGAGAAGUUGUCAGAUAAUGCUCAGAAUGCUAUAGAUAUCCUUUUAACCAUUGAAAGUAGCAGACGAGCUGGAUUCAAGGAGUUGAAACUUCACCCUCUCUUUCAUGGUGUAGACUGGGAUAAUCUGCAUAAUCAGUCCAUGCCCUUCAUACCCCAGCCAAAUGAUGAGACUGACACUACCUAUUUUGAAGCUAGGAAUAAUGCUCAGCAUCUAACAGUGUCUGGAUUCAGCUUGUAGUAUGAACACAAAAGAAUUUUUAGAGGGUUGCACAUGUAUAAAGUUUCUUAUCAUUGAUUUACUUCUGAUUUUCUAACUAGUAUUAUGUUUUUUAAAAUCUGGUCUGCUUUUAGUUCAUCCAGCUGUGUUGAAACAUUUAGUUCCACACAGCUUCUGAUUGUACUUUUAUUCUUGUUACUACUGCACUUUAUGUAAAUCUUACGUAUGUAAUGGUGGUAUGACUCACUAACAAAAUUGUUUUCUGCUGCUAACGUGUAUUUCUAAUUGUGGGAGAGGGGCUGUCAUAGGCAUAACCAGUAUAGUAAAUGCAUAGCAAUGUGUUUAUGUGCAUAUAUUUCAAAGUAUUAGUUAUGUUACACAUUGAAUUUUGGGUUAGAAUCUAUUUGAAACUGGUUUUCAGGACACUUUGAUGAUGAACAUGUAACAAAAACAAACUUCUACAUUUUCAGUGCAGCCCAGCUUCUCCUUCUGUGUGCCAAUCCUUUUUAGACUCAAAAACUUUCAGGCACUUCAAAGUAAUUCAUAGGCUUCCUAUUCUGCUACUAGCAUAUCAGUGUUCUCCAUUGUCUCUAAUAUUAUUGCCAAUGUUUACUUUCCCCAUCCCAGUUAUUUAUGAAAACUCCCUCCCCAAUCUAAGUAGGUUUUAACUACCCUACUUUGAUUUCUGGAUGCAGCUGUUUAAAAUACUGAAACGGUCAACAGCUGAACCAAGAAGUGUAUAUUUAAAUCUGCAGAUUUAUAAUUUAGAGAAAUAAAGAACAUCAGAGGAGAUUUUAGUAAAAAUUGGAUUAAAACUGAUUAUGUAUUUUAAACAUUUAAAUAAAAAUUUUCUAAGACAUACUUUGUAGCCUUCUUUGAAGUAAUACAGAUGACUACUGCACAUCCAUCUAAUGGAUUUGUUCCAUGCUUUGCUGUUUCCUUAAUAGAGGAAUAUGUUUUAAAUGGAAAUUAAAGCCCUUUGUUUUCUGCUUUCAAAAAUAAAGCAUUACAAAGAAGUCACAAGAAAAUUUGUUUGGCUGUAACUUGCCAGCAAUAGCUACUGUAUGCUCUUUCAGAGUGGGUACUGCUUGAGCUUGACACCACAUAUCAUUGGCAUCUGUUUGGGGUUUAGAUUUAAUUAUAUGGACUUCCUUGCAUAUGGGAAGUUUUACUGUCUUUACAUUUAGUCCUGGUUAAUGCAAUAGUCUUGGCUUUCCCUUCAUACAAUUUACCAUUUCUGCUUGACUACUUUCUCUACUUUUGGUGUAUCAAGGCACUGCUAUGUUCAGAAUGAAAUUAGACUAGCCAGAUAUCAUGAGAUCGGCUGCCUGACCCAUAGUUCUAUGUCUCUGGCCAGAAUCCAACAGUUACAUGCCCACAUUAAGAUAAUAUAUUUAUGUUCCACUCCCCAAAAAGUCUGAGGAGCGAUUUACUGAACCUCAUAGAGCAAAAUAAACAAUUGCUCUUAGUAGUGUGAAAUAUGUAUAUGAGUUUAUUCUGAAACUGCUAAACUACUAUCAAAUGAGGAAGUAAGGCAUAAACACAGACUUGUGGGCCUGCUUAUUGUUACAGAUCAAAAUAUUCAGAUGUAAUGGCUUAGAGAACAAGAGCAAGUUAAAGAAUGAAAUGCCACACUAACCUGAUGACACAAUUGUCUUUUCAGAGACCACUAAUCUACAAACAGCUCUUAGCCUUCAACUUUUGGCAGAGAUGAAGCCCACUCUGAUUUCAGUCUACAGCCUUUUUCAGGAAGGGCGGUAACCUAAUGGCCUACAAUUUAAUAAUAAUCCCUCUAAAGCUGCUUCCCUUCCCUUCAGUGAAGAUGGAAUACAAGUUCCAAAAUUAAUUUUGUCCUACAUCUUUCUGCAUACCUAAGAU
This is a messenger RNA of Sceloporus undulatus (fence lizard), 4063 nucleotides long. RefSeq names its product serine/threonine-protein kinase greatwall-like. Gene Ontology annotation, biological process: intracellular signal transduction; peptidyl-serine phosphorylation. The record is from RefSeq and is a predicted model, not a curated record. Gene Ontology annotation, cellular component: nucleus. NCBI's taxonomy places the organism in Eukaryota, Metazoa, Chordata, Lepidosauria, Squamata, Phrynosomatidae. Gene Ontology annotation, molecular function: protein serine/threonine kinase activity; ATP binding. The coding region runs from base 17 to 2206 and encodes 729 amino acids. The transcript has 9 exons.